GGAACUAGUCGCCCCUAGGCAGAGGGCGGAGCUUUAGUCAAGCUGUCGCCACAGUUACCAGUUUUGGGGGUUCCUGCGGCUCGGAUGUAAUCAUUCUGGCUGGUGCAGGCUUUAGGCUGGUCUUGGUUGUCAGUCUUAAAGGCCAAUGGCUAUUGAUAUUCAACCAGCAUGCCUUGGACUUUACUGUGGAAAGACAUUGAUAUAUAAAAAUAGCUCAACCGAGAUAUAUGGAGAAUGUGGGGUGUGCCCAAGAGGACAGAGAACAAAUUCUCAGAAAUAUUGUCAGCCGUGUACAGAGUCACCAGAACUUUAUGACUGGCUCUACCUUGGCUUUAUGGCCCUGCUUCCUCUUGUUCUCCACUGGUUCUUCAUUGAGUGGUAUUCAGGCAAAAAGAGUUCCAGUGCAUUAUUUCAGCAUGUAACUGCCUUAUUUGAAUGCAGUAUCGCAGCUAUUGUUACAUUACUUGUGAGUGAUCCAGUUGGUGUUCUGCAAAUUCGUUCUUGUCGAGUAUUAAUGCUUUCUGACUGGUAUACCAUGCUCUAUAACCCAAGUCCUGAUUAUAUUACCACAAUACACUGUACUCAUGAAGCUGUCUACCCACUAUAUACCAUUGUGUUUAUCUAUUAUGCCUUCUGCUUGGUAUUAAUGAUGCUACUCCGACCACUUCUGGUAAAGAAGAUUGCCUGUGGCUUAGGGAAGUCUGAUCGAUUUAAGAGUAUUUAUGCAGCACUUUACUUCUUCCCAAUUUUAACCGUCAUUCAGGCAGUUGGAGGAGGCCUUCUAUAUUAUGCCUUUCCAUAUAUUGUAUUAGUCUUGUCCUUGGUCACCCUGGCUGUAUACAUGUCUGCUUCAGAAAUAGAGUCCUUCAAAGAUCUUCUUCUCAGAAAGAAAAGGUUAAUUAUUCUCUUCAGCCACUGGUUACUUCAUGCCUAUGGAAUAAUCUCCAUUUCCAGAGUAGAUAAAUUAGAGCAAGACUUGCCACUCUUGGCUUUGGUGCCAGCCCCUGCACUUUUUUACAUACUUACUGCAAGGUAUACAGAACCUUCCAGGAUACUUUCAGAAGGAGCCAAUGGACAUUAAGUAAGAUGGAACAUGUGCCAACAAACACAAGAAGCAUUCCCAAUAAAAACAAGCUGGAGAAUCAAAUGUGAAAUGUGUGAACUCUUUGCACUUUUUGCCAGAGCUGAUACCAUCUAAUUGUCUGCAAACUUUGUGAACUAGAUUUCUAAAAAGACCAAGAAAACCUCCAAGUUAUAUUUACUUGGAAGAAUCAAGUCCCAUGAUGAAGUACUGUGUUGUCUUACUGCUUCAGUUAAACUUCAAAAGGCAAACAAUAGCCCUUUGGUUAUUUCUAGCUUAUAUUUUUUGCUGUAAUUCAGAAUGGUAUUCUACUCUGUUUCCUAAAAAAUAAAUGUGUAAAUAUGUGUAAGUUGACUUGAUGAUGGUAUAUAAAACCCACAAAAUUUGUUUUUAUUAUUUAUUUUCACCUACAUAUUAUUUUGACUUAAUACAAAGAAUAAAGUUGUAGUAUGCAA
Messenger RNA from Sarcophilus harrisii (Tasmanian devil), 1536 nucleotides. It is a transcript of the gene JKAMP, whose product is annotated as JNK1/MAPK8 associated membrane protein. The transcript is spliced from 7 exons. Gene Ontology annotation, molecular function: ubiquitin protein ligase binding. The record is from RefSeq and is a predicted model, not a curated record. Gene Ontology annotation, biological process: response to unfolded protein. Gene Ontology annotation, cellular component: membrane. The coding region runs from base 146 to 1081 and encodes 311 amino acids. NCBI's taxonomy places the organism in Eukaryota, Metazoa, Chordata, Mammalia, Dasyuromorphia, Dasyuridae.